CGGAUCUUUUCAAGAUACAUGAACUGUGCAUCCCUUGCGCUCUUGCGCUUGCAAAGGCAAGCAAGCACAAUAAUUUGUAAUUCGGGAAGAGCAUCCACAAUCCGUGAUGAUCGAGAGAUCCAGCACGAGUGGAGUCAGUCAUACCAUACUGCACUACCCUCUCUUCUUGAUUGAUCCAUCCUCUGCUGAACAUCCUUGAAAGCCCCGGAAAGCAGCUAUUGAAGGAAGAGUCCUUUGGAUACUAUCUAGCUAGCUACCGUACCGUAGUAGUUCCAUUUCUUUUGUGGCAAUUGAUUGAGACAAAGCGCACCCGAGAGCGUGACUAGCCUUCUCUUUGCGGUAGAAUCCUGUUUGCACACUUGCAGUCCUGAAACAGGAGCAAUCUUCCAACCACCAUCCACUCCACCUGCUGGUGUCAGAGUACCAGUAGACACUCCAAAGUGAGGCCAGCACUACGUCAUUUCAUCAGAUAGAUUGACAAUUUCGGUUGGUGGUAGGAGUUGAACUGCCAAAGCUGCCGACGAAGAUCAGGACGACGAAGAGGAAGAAGCAAACCUGCCAAAAGCAGACGCUCUGGCUAUCGGGGAGUGAGAGGUCUCUUCAGUACACACCUACAAGACGAACAAUUCAUUCUACUCGAGGUAGCAGGAGGAAGAAGAAUGGACAACAACAACAACAAUACUAACAACAACCCGGGGGGUGAAGUGCUGGCUCCUUGGGAUCCCAUGAAUAUGAAUCCCAACAACCUGGAUGCCACUCAGGCUGCGGCAUGGCGUGAACGUGAACGUCGACAACGAACGAUUCGUUUGUUGAUGAUGUUUCUGCUCAUGCUGCUCUUGAUGGACUCGGAAGAACAAUCGGCGCGCAAACGAGCCGAGCCACGACAUAAACGCAAUCAUCACAAGGCCCAUCUAUCUGCUCAAGUCUUUGGAGCAAGGCAGACCCAGGAAUUGAAGCUACUAGAAUUGACGCAAACACAUUUGCGUUACAAGCAAUUGAUGGAAAAGAAUGGCGCUAAAGAUGUACCUGUCGAUGUCAAACUGUGGGCCCAACAACAGGCCGAAAUUGUCAAGGACGAAUUUGUCGCCGCAUCCAAUCCUCAGCAUGAUGCUCAUCAACAAGCCACCACUCAGCAAGAAGAACACGAUCCUGAACAAGACAAGACUGUAUUUCACUAUCCAUGGAACGCCACCGGAUUUUAUCGUGGAGAAUGGAUACGAGAAGACGAUCAGACCGAAGAAGGGGAACGGAAGGAAGAUGGAACCGAUACUCAAGAUGCCUCAACUACGGCGUCGGACGUAAACACGCGUUCGUCGUCUACUAUUAAUAGUGCUGCCACCAACGCCAACUCUAUCAAAACAACUGAACGACGAAACAAAGAAACGUAUGAGGAAGAAGUUGUCAUCCCCACGCAAUACAUUGACGCCGUCGCACUCGAAUCGGAAAUGUUACAAACCAUGAAAGAACGCAACGAAGGACUCGGCGUCUUUUUGUUGCCCCCUGGAAAAGAAGUCAUCUUACGUUAUGAUCAGAGCAAUUUUACAAACUUUGAUUGGCAGCGAUAUUCGUCGUCGCCUCCCAAGGGCGCCGAUCAUUACUACAUGCGAACGGGAGGAGCGUCAGCAUCGUCAUCAUCCACCACUAAAACUCACAAGGACGGAUAUCACACGGCUGGUGGUGGUAGUGACAGCAGCAGUGCUUCCCUCAUGUCGACCCACGCCAAUCCUUCCACAGUGAAUGCCAAGGUCACAUUGACAAAAGGAUCGGGCCGUGCUGCCUUUCAAUUGUUCUCGCGAUCCAUUCCAGCCAUGCAAGAAAUCUCGCUUGUCGAUGGAUUCCUCAAAUUGUACGAUUCCAACAUGCCGGGAUAUUCCACGCACAAGGACAUUUUGUUGCGGGUGCGGGGAGUCUUGAUUCAUUCCAUUGGACGCAUGUCCUUGGUCUCCAAUGCGGGACCGGGACGCAGUGUCCUGGUACUCAGUGAUGAGAAGGAUGGAACCAGCAUUCAGCAUCAUGUCGACGAUGCGGCAGAUGGAAACGCCAGUGAGGAGGAGGAAGAAGACGAAGAACCGGAUCUCGGACAUCGACGUCGACGACUGGAAGAGGAGUUGGCCAAGAUUGGGGAUACGACGACGAAACCAUCCUCCAACAACAAUAACCAGGAUGUUUUGAACAUGAAUCAAAUUCGUGAUGACGCCAUUGCUCUUUUCGAUGGGUCCUCAUCCGCGACAACAUCCUCCAAGAAAAAACGCGGAAAGAAGGGACUGAUCGCCAAAAAGUCGGGGACAAUCAAUCGGUUCAAAUUCGAGACACCCAAUUAUGAGGAACAAUCGGCACAGGGAGAAGUGGAUGCCACGGAAGAAACUGCUGCUAGUGAUGUUCACGACGGCGACGAGGAUCCAUCUCCUCGCGUCGCCAUUAUCAAGGAGCGAAGGACCCAAGUAGUGGAUGAUACGAGAGUUCCGGGAGAUGAAGAUAUUCUGGACCAUCACCCCAACAACACCGACGAAGAAGAGGAAACGAAUUCACCAGGAAAAUUCACUUGGUCCAACGUUGUCAUUCCGUAUCCAUUUGUGGUGGACGAUGAAGACGAAUCCAUUCGAAAAGCGAAGACUCCGGCAGCAAGGAAGAUGCCUCCUCGGGAACAACUGCUUGAGCGUAAUGCUGGUAUUUGCGAAUUCGAGGUCACCAUGGAUACCAAAGAAGUGGAAUGGACCGUAGGCGAAUGGCGAAAAUUGGUCGGUCGUCGAGUCAAGGAGACUAUGGACCUAAACCCUGCCAACCAUCCAUUGCAGACGGAGAAUGAAGACUCCGUUGAAGAGCACCGCAGUGAUCGCAAAAGCCACAGGAUGGGCUACGGUGGUUCUUCGAAAUCGUCAAAGUCAUCUCGCGAACAUCACAAUCGGAAACCAAUUCAAGAUCAAGCCCUCAUCAUGACCAUGACUGGAUCCAUCCAUUCACCCAACUGUGACUUUACUGCCUCUCUGAAUGUGACGGCUCUGAGGACUGAUUGGGAGCACACCACGGGCAAGGCAAUCAAUUACAGCUUUUACAUGAUGCUGACGUGUCUCACUCAAAUCAUGGUUCUACUGAGACAACUAUUGCACACGCAAGCACAAUCGGCCGCGACGCGAGUGUCGCUUCUGUGCAUUGGCUGGCAAACAGUGUUGGACGCGUUGCUAUGUUUGGGCCAUAUCUAUUUGAGCCUCGCCAUGCAGCCUCUUUUCACUGCAUUUGCCAGUGUGGCGUUCUUCAAACUACUCAUAUUCUGUGUGAUAGAAAUGAAGUACAUGGCGCUGAUAAUACAAGCAAGGAACAGCAGCAACGGUGGGAACUCGACCGAGUUGCUUCGGAGACAAGUGGCCAUGUUACAUCUCCGUUUCUAUGUGGCACUCUUUGGUGCCUUUCUGGCAUUCUUCUACGCUGGAGACAAGUACCGCAUCCCUUACAACCUUGUACUGUAUUCGUUCUGGGUUCCUCAAAUUGUUCAAAAUGUCAUCACGGAGGCGAAGCGUCCCAUGCACAACUACUACAUCUACGGUAUGAGUUUGACGAGGCUAGUCGCGCCGCUGUACAUUUUUGCCGUCCCGAACAACUUCCUGAAGGAAGUGUACCCGGAGAGCCCAACGGAUUUGUACAUGUGCGAGCUACUAGUGCUGUGGGUUGGGAUUCAAGCGGCUGUUCUGAUUGCACAGGGCAAGUAUGGAGCACGGUUCAUGAUCCCGGCGCGUUUCUUGCCCCCCAAGUUUGACUACAGUCGACCAAUCCCUACGUCAAUGUUGCCUCCCGGGGCUACUCAAGAAGAAAUGCCACUUCGACAAGGUCGAAACCAAGAAAACUCGUCGAGUCUGCCAGAACCCCAAUCGUUGCUGAGUAACGAUCGGCAUCCUACCACUCGAAAUCGAAUUAAGGGAAGCAGGGUCAAUCGUCCCGAGAGCACAAUGACGGCUGAAACUGUAGUGAAUGACACGAACGCGCAGGCUUCGGGGCACACUCUUGACUGUGUCAUUUGCUACAACCCCAUCGACGUGCAUAACCGCCGGGGUUACAUGCUGGCACCAUGUGAUCACAUAUUUCACAAGGAUUGCCUGGUCCAGUGGAUGGAUGUGAAAAUGGAGUGCCCGAUAUGCAGGACCGAGCUUCCAUCCUUGUAGCUACAGAACGAUGAGCGAUGAGCGUUCACGUCUUACAUCAAGUAACAAUACAGCAGAAAUACAAUUGUUAAACACUGAAAGUAGCUGGUGCUAGCCAGCAUGCUACUACGGUACCAUAGCACUACCGGGU
This is a messenger RNA of Seminavis robusta, 4284 nucleotides long. Lineage: Eukaryota; Bacillariophyta; Bacillariophyceae; Naviculales; Naviculaceae. The record is from the annotation of a GenBank genome assembly.